Molecule: messenger RNA, 420 nt
Organism: Pteropus alecto (black flying fox)
Lineage: Eukaryota; Metazoa; Chordata; Mammalia; Chiroptera; Pteropodidae
Gene: RLN3
Product: relaxin 3
Exons: 2
Coding region: 1-420 (139 amino acids)
Cellular component (GO): extracellular region
Molecular function (GO): hormone activity
Source: RefSeq, a predicted model, not a curated record
AUGGCCAAGCACCCGCUGCUGCUGCUGCUGGCUGUGUGGGUGCUGGUUGGGGAGCUGUGGCUUGGGGCUGAGGCCCGGGCAGCACCCUACGGAGUGAAGCUUUGUGGCCGGGAAUUCAUCCGAGCAGUCAUCUUUACCUGUGGGGGCUCCCGGUGGAGACGGUCAGACCUCUUGGCUCAUGAAGUGAUGGGGGGAGCCUUCCCAGAUGCAGACCCUGAUGCAGACGGCGAGCUGGAUGAGGCAGUGGCCUCCAGAGAGUGGCCAGGCCUGAACAGGUCCCCCCAGGCUUUCUAUGGGGACCAACCCAGCUGGCAGGGAACCCCAGGGACUCUGCGGGGUGGCCGCGAUGUCCUGGCUGGCCUCUCCAGCAACUGCUGCAAGUGGGGUUGCAGCAAGAGUGAAAUCAGCAGCCUUUGCUAG